AUGAUCGCUACCGAAAGUGCAGCAGAGUCCUCAUCGGAGAACCCUCCGGCGGUGAAAUCAGGCUAUUAUCCUCCUACGGAUGAUUUCCCACCUUCAGCCAUAAACACUUCCUUCUUUACUCACGUCUACUAUGCCUUUCUAGUGCCUAGGAACGUUACAUUUAAAUUUGAGCUUUCAAAUGAAACGACUCUGCUCCUCUCGAACUUCACCACCGCCCUCCGCCACAAAACUCCGCAAGUGAAGACCCUUCUGUCCAUAGGUGGUGGUGGCGGAGACAAAGCACUGUCAGACAUCUUUGCUAGCAUGGUCUCAAACCCGUCCUCACGGUCAAACUUCAUUGACUCGGCUAUAGAAGUUGCACGUAAGUUUGGGUUUGAUGGGUUGGACCUGGACUGGGAAUACCCUGAAAGCCCAAAAGAAAUGAAGGCCUUGGGCCACUUGCUAAAACAAUGGCGCCGCGAGAUCAAGAAAGAGGCCCAGGCCACAAAUCGCCCUCCUCUAUUGCUCACCGCCGCCGUCUACUUCUCUGCCGAGUUCUUCUUGGAUCCCGUCAUCCGCACAUAUCCGAUUAAGUACAUGGAGAAGUACUUGGAUUGGGCCAAUGUAAUGUGCUUCGAUUAUCACGGGGCUUGGAGCAAUAUUACUGGGCCCAAUGCACCAUUAUUCGACCCAAAUAGUAAUGUGAACUCCGUUUACGGGCUUAGGUCUUGGAUUAACGGUGGCAUGAGCCCGAGUAAGCUUGUAAUGGGCUUGCCGCUCUACGGCCGAACAUGGGAGCUCAAAGACCCUAAAGAGAAUGGUAUUGGAUCCAUUGCUAUUGGCCCAGGCCCGGGGGGUGGGGCACUCGGCUUCAACGAGUUGGAGAUCCUAAACAAAGUGUCGAGCGCCACCGUGGUAUAUGACGCCGACACUGUAUCGGUAUAUUCUUUUAACGGGUCAAGUUGGAUUGCAUUUGAUGAUACAUGUACAACUACCUCGAAGAUAGGGUUCGCUCAAGCUCUUGGGCUUCGUGGGUACUUCUUUUGGGCUAUCGUUCAUGAUAGCAAUUGGAAGAUCUCGGCCCAAGCUUCAAAGUCAUGGAUCCUUUGA
Messenger RNA from Fragaria vesca subsp. vesca, 1089 nucleotides. Its product is annotated as acidic mammalian chitinase-like. The coding region runs from base 1 to 1089 and encodes 362 amino acids. Gene Ontology annotation, cellular component: extracellular region. Lineage: Eukaryota; Viridiplantae; Streptophyta; Magnoliopsida; Rosales; Rosaceae. The record is from RefSeq and is a predicted model, not a curated record. Gene Ontology annotation, molecular function: chitinase activity; chitin binding. Gene Ontology annotation, biological process: chitin catabolic process; carbohydrate metabolic process. The transcript has 2 exons.